GCUUGUCAGACCAGGUGUGACGUGCAGGGGUAAGGGGAGAAGCGGCAGUACCUGUCAAUGGUCACAUCUAUCACACCUCUCGUCAUGCUUGACAGUCUUUGUAUUGCUCACGCCACAGGGUGAUGUCCUCGACGUGGCGCAUGGGGCCUUUUCCGCAAUCUCGUGGCCGCAGCCAUACUUGUGUACGACUUUGGUACACAUGUUGGCGGUGCUAUGGGAGCGGGGAAGGCACGGCCGCACGGCGGGGGGAAGGCGCCUCCUGCAACGGCGUGGGAGGAAGGCGAGACGGCGGGCGGGCGAGGGUAGGGAAGGUGGGGGUGGGCGCAGAGAGGUGCUGAUUGGCCGGGGGUGGUGGAGAGGUGUUGCUUGGUGCAGACGGCUGCUGUGGCAGCUUGAGACGGAGACGGCAAUGCGGAGCGCAGCUCGACGGGAGGGAGCUGGCACGGACAACGAGCAAAGAAGAAGAAGAGCAGCAGCAAGAGCAGCAACAGCAACAGAAGCAACAGCAGGACCACGGGCGGCCAAGGCGGCGUGUGGGCGAGAACAGGCGGCGGGGCAAGGUGUUGGCGAGUGACAGCAGCAGUAGUAGUAGCAGCAGCA
This is a messenger RNA of Bipolaris sorokiniana ND90Pr, 600 nucleotides long. RefSeq lists its product as uncharacterized. The record is from RefSeq and is a predicted model, not a curated record. The transcript has a single exon. The coding region runs from base 200 to 574 and encodes 124 amino acids. NCBI's taxonomy places the organism in Eukaryota, Fungi, Ascomycota, Dothideomycetes, Pleosporales, Pleosporaceae.